GGAGUUGGAUUUAAGUAGUAACAGUUUCAAUAAUAGCAUCUUAUCAUCAUUGGCUGCUCUUCCAUCACUCAACACUUUGAUUCUCAAUUUCAAUGACAUGGAAGGUUCAUUUCCUAAUCAAGGUUUUGAAAGAUUAGAGAAGUUAGACAUUAGUUGGAAUAGAUUCAAUAAAAGCAUAUUAUCAUCAUUGGGAGCUCUUACAUCACUCAACACUUUAAUUCUUAAUCACAUGUAUGAUACAAUGAAUGGUUCAUUCCCUAUCCAAGAAUUAAAGAAUUUGAAGAAUUUAACAUUAUUGGAUAUAAGUGGUAACAGUUUCAAUGGCACCCUAUCAUUUAAAGGUAAAUUUUAAAUCUCUUAUCUUUGUAUUUAUAAAUUGAUUUCUUUU
Messenger RNA from Manihot esculenta (cassava), 388 nucleotides. RefSeq names its product receptor-like protein 13. The record is from RefSeq and is a predicted model, not a curated record. The coding region runs from base 98 to 352 and encodes 84 amino acids. NCBI's taxonomy places the organism in Eukaryota, Viridiplantae, Streptophyta, Magnoliopsida, Malpighiales, Euphorbiaceae. Gene Ontology annotation, molecular function: protein binding. The transcript has 3 exons.